Drosophila subobscura is the source of this 37713-nucleotide messenger RNA. RefSeq names its product nesprin-1 (gene Msp300). The record is from RefSeq and is a predicted model, not a curated record. Gene Ontology annotation, cellular component: cytoplasm; meiotic nuclear membrane microtubule tethering complex; nuclear outer membrane. Gene Ontology annotation, molecular function: actin filament binding. Gene Ontology annotation, biological process: nuclear migration. NCBI's taxonomy places the organism in Eukaryota, Metazoa, Arthropoda, Insecta, Diptera, Drosophilidae.
AAAGGGCUUGUCCAAAUGAGAAUUUGCUAUAACGAAAGGAAUUUAACGAAAUCAAUGCUAUCAUGGCUGAUAGCACAGAUCCAGGCAAGGAUCCAACCAUAGAUGCCGGAGGAGGUGGCGCUGCUGACGCGCCUCCAAUUCCAGCUGUUCGGCGUCGUCGUGCGCAUGAGCACAAAUCCUCAUCAAGGGAGAAUAUUGAGGAGCAGGAACAGCUGGAGACAUCCACAGUGACGCGAACGUACAUGAAGACCAUUACCACAUCCUUGACAACAUCCAGCAGUAAUCUAGAAGAGGAAUAUGCCGCCAGCAGCAGCUCGAACCCAAACCAGCAACGUUUGCGCCAGAAGGUGGCACAAUACGAAAAGAUCUGGUCGGAUGGCACUGCUGCCAGCGGCAAACGUACCGCUGAGGAGAGCUCCGAUGAACUGCGACAAGACUCGAACCAGGAUGAUGACCAGGAGAAUCCCUUUGACAUUGAUGUCCACGAGAUUGAGCGACGUUUGCGUUUGGAGCGACAACGCGGCAUGGCCGAGGCGGAGGCAGCCAAGCUUGCCUUCCAGCAGGUCCAACUGCGGCACACAACCCCGCCACCGCCGCCGUCGUCGCUGCCACGUCGCGUGGAGGUGACCAGCGAGCAGACCGCCAGCCCGUUUAAUGUGACCUUGAGAACCACCAGUCGGAUGAGCCCCGGUGCCGAUCAUGGGAAUGUAGAGGAGCAGCUGUCGCCCUUUAAUGUGACGCUGCGUACGACCAACACGCGACGACACACAAAAAUGGAACUGGAACGCUUUCUCGAUGGCGAACGAAUGGUGAGAGAGGUGCCCGCCGCAGAUGGGGUAAGGACCAUCAUUACCUCGUCGAUGACAAGCGAUGGGGGCUAUGCCGAGGAGAAAAUCUAUCGCCAUGGCGAGGGAUAUGUUUCUCCGCGUGACUCACCCUCGUGGUCGCGCUCGCAUUCCAGUUACUCCGGCAGUGAGAGGUCCAGUGUGACGCCACCGCGUAGCGUUGACUUGACCGCCGGCGGUAGAAGGAUACUCAUUAAGCUGGAGAAUGAAACCGAACUGGGAGCUGGAACCGAACUAAACGACGAAACAGAUUCAAGUGCUGUGAAUCGUCAGCACCAGGACGUGGCCAUGGCAACGGGCAACAUUGACAUUACCGUUGGUAGCAGCAACCCCCGCAGGCGUUUAUACCAACAAACAACUGUCCAGGUGGGUGGCAACGUGGCACCGCCACAACAACAGCAACAGCAACGUCCUAGGGAACUUUCCCUCGAAACAGGAGGAACAAAGAAAAAGACAAUGCUACUAACAUCCACGCCGAUUGGCACGAAGGAGCAACCGCAGGAACCAAUCAGUCCAGCUGGAACGUGCCAAUUGCGUGGUUCUUCAGCGGAAGAGCAACGGAAAAUUGUAAGCCACAAAACGAUAACCACCACCAGCAGCAGCACAACGAAAUCGAAAUCCUCGACCUCCUCCUCAUCCACAUCCACGUCCACGUCGCGCAAAUUAAUCGAAGAUUCGCCAUCGCCGUCCCCGUCCGCUGGGAAUAUCUCGUUUACGGCCUCGCAAAUACGUCUAAGUCGCGAUAACGUAUCGAACGCCGGCGAUAUUAUCGAUAACGAUUCCGAUACCGAGGGCAGACCGGCCAGCAGCAUUGUGAUUGUGUCCACACCCUCGCGCUCUGUGACCCCAUCAACGCCCAGCACGACAGCAGCUCACGCCCACGCCCACGCGCUCAGCGGCAUUGGCACUUUCAGCAAGAGUCUGCGACAGGAUUAUCAGACUCAAGUACAGCAAAGUGGCAGCCGUGGCAGCAGCAGCAACGAAAACGAAUACCAGGAAUUCCAAUCCACAAUGGCGUCGAUCAAUUUCGCACGCAGCAAUUCCCAGUACGACAGUCAUAUCAAGGAGAAACGAGAGGAGCAAGAACGUGUGCAGAAGAAGACAUUCACUAAUUGGAUUAAUUCAUACCUAUUGAAGCGUGUUCCACCGCUUCGUAUUGAUGAUUUAAUCAAUGAUUUACGCGAUGGCACAAAAUUAAUUGCAUUGCUCGAAGUGCUGUCCGGUGAACGUUUGCCCGUGGAGAAGGGCCGUGUACUGAGACGACCACAUUUCCUUAGCAAUGCCAAUACAGCGCUGCAGUUUUUGGCCAGCAAGCGUAUAAAAUUGGUCAAUAUUAAUCCCGCAGAUCUGGUGGAUGGGAGACCACCAGUUGUGUUGGGUUUGAUAUGGACAAUCAUAUUGUACUUCCAGAUCGAGGAGAACAGCCGCAACCUAGAAUAUUUGGGUCAUGGUAUUGGUGGUUCGGUUAGCUCCCUCGACAGUGUUGGCAAUCAAAAGCAUGGCGACCUUAAAGCUGAGAAAUGGAAGCAGGGAGCCAGAAAAACGCUACUCAAUUGGGUGACAAAUGCCUUGCCAAAAGACAGUGGCGUGGAGGUGAAAGAUUUCGGCGCCAGCUGGAGAGAUGGCGUCGCUUUCCUAGCCCUGAUCGAUGCCAUUAAAGCGAAUUUGGUUAAUUUAGCAGAGCUAAAGAAGGCCAGCAACCGUCAGCGUUUGGAGACAGCUUUCGAUGUGGCCGAAAGCAAGUUGGGCAUUGCCAAACUCUUGGACGCUGAGGAUGUGGAUGUACCCAAGCCAGAUGAGAAGAGCAUCAUGACAUAUGUGGCACAAUUCUUGCACAAGUAUCCCGAACCAAAGGGUGCCUCACGCGAUCAGUCGCAUGUCCAGCAGGAGGCGGACGAGCUGCGUCGCUUCUUGGUGGAGAAGACCACCGAGUAUGAGCCCAUGGUCAUGCAGAGCUCUUUUCCGCGUGAUUUUAGUGAAUAUUUGCUGGCACGUUCCGAGGUCGAUGCACACUUGUCGGCCUAUAACCGACUAAAGCAAUUGAUUGAGAGCCAAAGCGGCUUCCUGCAGGUCUCACAUCAAUCGUGGAAUGAAAUCAAUGAGCUGUGGCAGCGCCUCCAGUACCAGAUGAUGUACUGGCUCUGGCUAUUGGAUGCCGAGCUGCCUGGCGAGUUCGGCAUUGUGGGCAAAUGGCUGGCCGAGGCCGAGAAAUUACUAAUGGACAAUGAUAUACCCAAUGCCAUGAAUGAGGAGACGGCGGCUGUGAUUAGCAGAAAGCUGGAGGAGCAUAAGCUCUUCUUUGCCGAUCUGCCGCGCAUUCUGGCCAUGUUCGACAAUGCCAAACGUUCGCCCUUGGCCCAGCAGGUGCCGCUGGAGCAGCUGCGGAACAUGGAGCGUCGCCUGCAAGAGGUGGGACCCAAGGCCGCUGAACGGCGCAUCCGCUUGAAGUUCUUGGAGCACAAGUGCUGCCUGAUUGCGUUCCUCAAUCUCGUGGAGAACAAGAUGCGCGGCUGGACCGGCAAGUAUGGGCACGAGGAGAAGGUGGCCCAACAGCUGGAGCAGUACAAGAACUUUGUGUCGCGCAACAAGAUCUUCCAGGAGUUCCAGAAGGCCUUCGUGGACAUGCAGCAGGUCGUGGAGGAGUACAAGCGCGAGGGCAAUGUGCCACGCAAGGACAUCAACGAGAUUGAUCGCUUCAUGUACGAGACGGAGGAGCGCUGGAAGCGUGUCUCCAUGGAGCUGAAGUGCUGCCAGAACUCACUCGAGGAGGUGGUCAACUGUUGGCGUAGCUGGAACCAGCAGGCACCCAGCUGCGAGGAAUGGCUGCUCCUAGCCGAACAGAAGGUCAAUCAAAGCGAAGACGAUCGUCUGGAGUUCUUCCAGGACAUACCCGUGUGGAAGGACAAGUUUGAUGCCUUGGCCAACUCGGCCAACUAUCUGAUUGCCUCCUGCGAGGAGCCCAUUGCCCAGCAGCUGCGACAGCGUCAUGGCACACUGGCCGAGCGCUUUGAGCGUCUGUUUGCCAACACCAAGCAGUACAUGCACGCGGGCGACAUCAUACGCUCCCGCCAGGAGUACAAGUCCGGCAUUGAGCAGCUGUCCCGCUGGCUGCGUGGCGCCGAGAGUGUACUCGAUCAGCGUCAGGUGCUCGGCAACAGUGAGCAGAUCCGCCAGUAUGGCCAGCAGCUGCAACAGCUAGCCAGCGAGAUCGAUGACAACGAAGAGCUGUUCAAGACAAUUAGCCGCAACUUCCAGGGCCUCAUCCAAGACCUGUCACGCGAUGAGGUGGACAAGAUGAUGAAGCUCCUGAAGCAGGAGAAGGAAUCGCUGGUGCGAAUACGCGCACAGCUGCCGGCCAAGCUGCAUCUUUUCCAUCAGCUGCAGAUCCAACAGGAAUCGCUGGAGGCUGGCCAGAAGGAGAUCCAUCAGUGGCUAAGCGAGGCCGAGCAGUUGCUGAGCACCCACAACCUCUCGGGCGGACGGGAUUCGAUCAACGAGCAGCUGCACAAACACAAGACAUAUUUCUCGCGCACCGUUUACUAUCGCUCCAUGCUGGAGAGCAAGAACAAGGUGUUCCAGAAUCUGCUUAAGGCAGUGGCAGCCGAUGACAAGAUCGACUCGGCGCCCGGCACCCAGCAAAUGCAGCAACUCAACGAACGCUUCAACUAUGUGAUCCAGAAUGCCCAGCAAUGGGAGCAGCGUUUGGAUGCUGCCGCUGGCGGUUGGAGUAACUUCAAGGACAACGAACGUGUCGUGAGCGAGUGGCUCACCCAGGCCGAGUCCAUGCUCGUGGAGAAGCACAUCGAAUCGAAGACCACCAUCGAGACACAGAAAUAUUUCUUUGAGCAGGUCAAUGAUCGCUGGAUGAACGACCUCGUGCAAUCCGCUCAGCAAUUGCUGACCACCUUGCCCGCCCAGGAGCAGCCAGCGGUGGUGCAGAGCGUCGAGCAGCUGCAGUCGCGCUGGAAGAAUGUCCUGUCACAGGCGCCGCUCCAUCUGCUGAAGCUGGAGUUCCGUUUGGAUGAGAAUGCGUUCUAUCAGUCGCUCAAGGAUGUGGAGAAGGAACUGCAGCUGGAGCAGCAGGCACUCAAUCGCAACGAAGAUGUCGACUCCAUACUGCAGCGCAAUCAGCAGUUUUUGGUGCAACAGGAUGUGGUGCCGAGGCUGGAGCGUUGCCUGCAGAAUAUGCAACGCUUGGCACAGGCACACCGACAGCAGCAGCCCGGCGACAUCUCGCUGGACCAGGCCUACGACAAUGCGCAGGCCCAGUGGCACGCGCUGUCCAACAAACUGGCGGACAUGCGACAGACACUGCAGCAGAUCCCCGCCCAAUGGCAGGGCUACCAUCAGAAGUUCAACGAGAUGAUACAAUGGAUGAACACAGUGGAUCAGAGCCUCAAGAAUAUUGUCAAUGAAGUGAAUACCAUGGAGGAAUUUGAAAAGGAGAAGGUCGUGUUUCAGCGAAUCUGCCAGGAUGCAGACAACAAGCGUGAAGACAUGAAGUGGCUGGUCAAAACUUUGGACUCGCUGCUCAGCUAUGCCACCGAAGAUGAGGCCAACAUGGAGCAAAAGAAACUGGAGGAUCUGAUUGCACGCUACAAGAACCUCAUACCGACCAUUGAGAUCACAAUGGUCAAGACGGAGGUGUUCUCCAAAUGCUACACCUAUCGCCGCGAGGUGCACGAGGUGGUGUGCCUGUUGAGCAAGGUGAAGGAUCAGACAGCCAAUAUCCCAGCGCCGGACAGUCUGGAGCGUGUGAAUCGUUUGAUUGAAGAGCAGCAGUAUGCCAUCAAUCAGCUGGAUCAUCAGCGGCCGCACAUCAUGUCGAUGCUGCAGCGUGGCCGUGAUCUCAGCAAGGACUUGCACGCCCCGGCAUUUGUCAAUGCCGAGGUCAAGAGUCUCGAAACAGGCUGGAACCAGGCCUACACACAGACCUCCGACAAGCUGCAGGCACUCAAGGGCACCCAGGCGGUGUGGAGUGACUUUGUUGACCAGAAGAACGACAUCUUCUCCAUGCUGCAGACAGCCGAAACGGAGCUGCGUUCCCUGACACCGCUGCAGACAGAUCCGAAGAAUGUCAGUCAGGAUCUGAAGUCGAAGCGGGAUCUGAAUGUGCAGCUGCAGCAGGCCUCGCAUCAGCUGCUGCCCAAGCUGCAUGCUCUCAAGUCGGAACUGGCGCCGCUGGCUGCCGCCGACAAGCGGCCCUUGCUGGAGAAGGAGGUCACCGAAGUGGAGAAGAUGUUCUUCAAUACGAUGGAGCAUGUCAAGGAUCGUGUUGGCUAUCUGGAGGACUACAGUGCCAAGUGGAACAAUUACAAGACGCGUCUCGCUGAGCUGCAGGAAUGGGCCAACAAGGUGGCGCCCAAGAACAUCGAAGCGCUGCAGUCCGAGGACCUCACACCCGAAGAGCGUGUGGUCAAGGUGCAGGGCUUCAAGCGCGUGCUAGGAGAGCGCAUGAAGCAGCUGGAUCUACUGGCCGCCGAUGCCUCCGAGCUGGCACCGAAAGAGGGCAACAUUGCCGAAGCGAAGCGGCUAAAGGGUGAGAUCUCCAAGCUGCAGGAGGUGCUCAGUGCGAUCAAUCGCAAUGUGGACCAUCAGGCACAGGCCGUGCAGGAGGAUCUCCUCAACUGGCAGCAGUUCCAGGCCGGCCUACAGCAGAUCAAGCCCGCGGUGGAGCAAAGCGAAGUGAAGGUAAAUAAUGUAGUUUCUAAACCCCAGACCCUUGAAGAAGCCGUUGCCAUGCAACAGAAUGCCCAACAAUUCGAAUCACAAUGCCAGGAGCAAUUGGACAAGCUCCAUGGCAUCUCGAACAUCAGUCAUAAAAUGUUGUGUAAAACGAAUGCGCCCGACGAGCUGGAUGCCAUGCACUCCCGCUGGUCCGCCGUCCACGAGAAUGCCAAGCAGGCGAGCGCCAAGCUCGAAAAGUUGGUUGGCAAUUGGAAGUCCUUCGAUGCCGAUGCCGGCAAGCUGGAGGACUGGAUUGGCCAGGGCGAGCAGCAGAUGGCCAAGCGUCCGGCUGUGCUGAACACGCCGCACAUUGACAAACUGGAGAAGGAGUUGGUCAAACUGAAGUCCUUCAACAAUGAGAUCUCGCAGCAGCAGGCCAAGCUGGUGGCCUUGGGACAGAAUGCCGAUCAGAUCAGUCUGCAUUUGGCGCCCGAGGGUGCCGCUGCUCUGAAGGAUCGCGUCAACCAAAUGAAGGGCAAACUGCAGAAGUUAUCGGAGGCCACGAGGGGCAACAUCAACGAGGUCUCCGAUGCCAUUAUCUCAAGGCAGGACUUUAACGCGAAGCUCGUGAACUUCUCCAAUUGGAUGGAGCAGUUGAGGAAUCAGGUCACACAGGUCGAGGAAAUCAAUCCGGAGCGUGUGGAGACGAGUCUGCAUGUGAUCCAUGCUCUGAUGCAGGAGCAUGCGGACAAGAAGCCCAGCUUCAAUGCCAUCUACGACGAGGUCAAGCAGCUGGCUUUGGGUGCCACGCCAGAGGAAACGAAUGCCUUGAAUGAUGCCUACACCGCUCUGGUUGUUAAUUAUCAGAACCUAGAGACAAAUAUGCUGCAAAAGAAGGCUGCCCUGGAGAAGUGGACAGAGCUUUUGGGUUGGAAGAACGAUACGGAAUCGCAUUUGAAUUACUUGAAGCAUCAGUUGGACAAGCCCGAGGGACCCGCUGCGGAAGAGCUGGGCAAGGUGAUCCAAGAGAUUGAUUCUUUGGGUCAGGGCAUUAGCUACUGGAAGGGUCAGGCCAAGGAAAUUGAUGAGAAUCCUGCCAUCCAGCUGCGCGAUGCCCUGUCGCGUCGUCCACUGAUUGCCACACAAAUUGUCAACGAUGUGGAGAACAAAUUGGAAAAUCUGAAGCUGCGUUCGCAGAACCAACAGCAACAGCUGCAGCAGAUGACCGUGCGCAAGGAUAAAUUCCAUGCGUUGGAGCACAAUUUCGGACAGUCGCUGCAGGAGAAUCGCGACAAGCUGCAGGCCAUACUCCGACAGCAGCCGACACUCAAUAAUAUUGAUCAGAUCAUAGCCGAUUUGGUGGCACUCAAUGAGGCACUCAAGUAUCAGGCGGAUCUCAAGAAUCGCAUCCAUGAUGAGGGUUCGCUGCUGAUGCGCGAGGACAUUGCCAGCAUGCCGGCCAUCCAGGAGAGUCUCUUGGUGAUGGACAAGAACUAUGAUUCGCUGCAGAAUGAAAUAGCCGAACGCAUACAGAAAUACAAUCUGAUUAGUCAGGCCCUGAGGGAGUACGCUGAAUCCAAGGAUAAGUUCUCCAAGGAGCUCAAGAAAGCCGAAGAUCUGUUUAAUGCCAUACCCCAGCAGCCACGCGACGAAACGGAGCUGCAACAGGCCUCCGAGAAGACAAGGAAGACCCUGGAACAGCUGAGGAAAUCCAAGCUAAGUCUCGAUGAACUCGAGAGACGUGGCAAUAAUGUGGCGAAACUAUUCAGUGCUAUUGGCGAGCCCAUACCCCAGGAGGUGCCUCAGGAGGUGAUGGCCGCCAAACAGAAGUAUCAGGACCUCCACGAUAAAACAGCCAAGAAUGCGCAUGUCUAUGAAACGGAGGCGGUUAUUUGGUCACAAAUCGAAGAUGCCAAAAAGGACCUGCUGCCGUGGUUAAACGAAACCAAUCAAGGUCUGUGCGAUGCGGCAGAUAAUUCCAUCGAAAUUGAGUUUGCGCCCAUGCGACUCACCAAAUACCGCACGGAAUUGCCUUCCUAUCAGGCUCUGAAGGAUACAAUUGCAGAGAAAACCAAGGAUUUGGGUGGAGAUAUACCCGCUCUGCGGGCACUCAAUCAAUUGUUGGAUGAGCAGUUUGCAGAGGUGUCCGACAAUGCCGAACGUUUGAGUGCCAUUACCACAUCGUUUAAUGAUCAGGAACAAGAGCUGCGCAGGCGCUCAAAGGUGGCAGGCGAACAGGUCAGCAAGCUGCGCGAACAACUCAUCAAAUGCGAUGACAUGUCGGGCGAUAAUAACAAGAUCAUGGAGCGUCUGCUCCAAUGUCGUGCGUUGCGCAAAGAUCUAGAUGAAAGUGGCAACGAGAUUGACAACAUCAAGCAGAAGGUGGACGAGCUGCGUAACCUCUAUCCCACAUUCAGUGAGUCCAUCAUACCCAAGGAGCUAAACAAUGUGCAGAAGCGCUAUGAAGGCGUCGAUUUGUAUGCCAAAAAGAUUGAGAGCUCGCUGCUGCAGUUCCUCAAGAAGUUCCAUGCGGAUAGGGUGGGCAUGCUGAAGCGCAUCAUUGCCACGCAACGCGAAAAGGUGGCCUGGUGUCAGCCAGAAUCGUCGAGCGAUAAAUACAAUCUGGAUGUCAAGAAAUCAUCGCUGCAGGAGGUCAGCAAGAGCAUUGACGAGUGCAAGGCCAGACAUGCAGAGACCUUGAAAUCCCUGGAAAUGCUGAAGGCUGUGGAGUCGCCACAGAAUCUGCAGGAACUCACAAAGAAUGCACAGCUGCUCGACAACGAUAUGAAGGCCCUGCAGGAUAGCUUUGAUCAGAUCAAGAGCAUACUCGAUGAGAAUGUGGAUCUGUGGUCGCAGUACGAGCAAUCGAACGAGCAAAUAUCAAAUUGGUUGCGUGAUGUCGAGGGACGCGUCAAAGCGGAGACCAGCAGCCAAGUGAAUCUUCCCGAAGUGCCACAGAAACUGCAGGAGCUGGCCAUGCUACAGCAGGAUGUCCUGGCCCAUGAGCCCAUUAUCCAAGCGUUAGAGCAGACCUCACAGCAAUUGAUUGAGAAGAAUCCCGAGGCAAGGAUUGGACAAUUUGUGCAGCAUCUCGUGCAGCGCUAUCAGGCUGUCAGCAAGAGUCUCAAUGGAUACAUUGACAAAAUACGCAGCGCACAAUUAUCCAACACCAACUUUGCCAAGGCUUCGAAGGACUUUAAUGAAUGGCAGAGCGAUGCCAAGAUUGAAUUCCAAGAACUGGCACGCAUGGGCUCGCCCGGAUCCUCCUCAGCCACAGCCCAACAGCUGCAGACGAUCAAAAACUACAUCAAGACGCUGGACAACGGGCAGAUAUUGUUGAAUAAUGCUGUGGAUAUAGGUGAAAACUUGUACCCCGUGGUGUCGCCUGAGAAUCGUGAACGUAUCCGCGCGGACCUCCGACAAAUGAGGGAAAAGUUCGACUAUCUGCGCGAUGAGGCGAAUGCGUUGUUGCAGCAGGUUGAGGGUGUGCUGAUACAGAAGACAUCCAUCGAGGAGAGCUACACCCAAGUGUCGCACUAUCUGAAUGAGUCGCGGGCAAAGGUUACAGCUGGGGAUGAACUCUAUCCCACUUUGGCCACCAAAAAGGCUGCCCUGCAGAACUAUAAAUCACAACUACAGGAUAUUACGCUGCACAAGAAUGCCUUGAAGCAGUUGCACGACAAGGCGGUCACCCUGUGCGACGAUGAGUCCGAAAGGAAGACGGACGAGUCCAUCCAGGAGUACAAUACGCUGUCCAAGAAGAUCUCCGAUCGCAUUGGCAUCGUGUCCAAUCAAGUGACCAAACAUGAGGCCUACGAUCAGGUGCUGGAGAAGGCACAGGACUGGCUGAACACCAUCAAAUCGGAUGCCAUAGACAUCCUCAAUGAGACCACGUUCGAGAAGGAGGGAGCCGAAGAGAAGCUGUCCGUUGUGGAGAAUCUAUUGAAGCACAAACCCGAAGGGGAUGCCAUAUUUGAUACGUGCCACAAACUACUAGAAACUGUGUUAAAACAGACACAUCCCCACGGACAUCCUGCGCUGCUGAAGGGCUUUGAGGAGCCAAAGCAUGCGUGGGAGGAGUUUAUGGUUUUGUGUGAGGAUUCGUUGGUGAAACUCAAGCAACUGUGCUCGAAAUGGGAUGAAUUCGAUUCGAUUAUCGAAGAUCUGGACAACUGGAUGAAGAACGUGGAGGGUGUCGUCAAGAACCAGAACCUGAAGAGCACUGCGGACGCAAAGAGUGCACAUCUGAAGCAACUGCAGGACAUUUCGAAGGACAUUGAACGUCGUGGCACGGCCAUCAAUGAGCUGAUGGAUCAGGGUCGUGAAAUCGAAGGUGAAACCGAUUUGAAUCUGAAACUCUCGCGCCUGAACACACGCUAUCAGACGAUCAAAAAUCUGUGCAAGGAAUCGAUAGCAAAGUACACGAAUUACGUGAAGGAUCACAAGAGUUUCGAUCAGGAUUUCGAAGCGUUCAAGGAGAGCUUGCAGGCUUCGGUGAAUGAUUUGUCGAAGGCCAAUGAAAUCACUGGCGAUCAGAGUGUGCUCCAGGAACAGCAGAAUAAACUCCGCGAGAUGUCAGAUAAACGCAUUUCCGACUCCACGCUGUUCGAGGGUCUCAUCGAUCGUGGGGAGAAGCUGUACGGACACACCAGUCCCGAGGGUCGUGAGAUUAUACGCCAACAGUUGCGUUCCCUGCGCACCCUGUGGGAUAAUUACACGGACGAUUUGAAUGCGGCCACCCAAAAGAUUGAUCAAUGUCUGUUGCAGUUCAACGAAUUCAGCAUUGCCCAGGAUCAGUUGACGAAAUGGUUGAAGGAUGUGGACAAGGCCAUGCAGAGCCACACGGAGCCAAAGACCACGUUGCAGGAGAAGCGCGCCCAGUUGCAGAAUCAUAAGCUGUUGCAUCAGGAGAUAACCACACACAAUGUGCUCGUGGACAAUGUGUGCGACAAGGCACAGCUACUGAUUGAUCAAAUCAAGGAUAACUCUCUGAACAUCUACCUGCAUUCGAUUAAGGAAUUGUUUCAGAACAUUGUCCAAAAGUCUGAUGUGAUCCUGCAUAAUCUGGAGGACUGUGUGCAGCGGCAUAACGAUCUAAAUAAUGGCCUGGCCUCGGCCAAGACAUGGAUAUCGAAUGAGAAGGCCAAGCUCUUGGAAUGUGACGAUGCCUACGGCGAGAAGGCGGACAUUAAGCGAAAGAUCGAAACCCUGGGGCAACUGGCACAGAACAAACCACAAGCCAUGAAACUGAUCAGCGACAUACGCGAGCAAUUCGACAAGGUGAAGCCCACAACCUCGGACAAAGGCAACGAAGUGUUGGACAAGGAAAUCGAUGAGCUGGAGACCACCUUGAAGUCCCACUUUGACGACAUCGAGGGCAUUGAGGGCAAACAAAAGGAUGUUCUCGUGCAGUGGGAUAAAUUUGAGAAGACCCUCGAGGAUCUGACCAAAUGGUGUCGCAAUGCCGAAGCCGUAUUCCGCGAGCAACAGCUCCAGUCGACGCUGCACGAAAAGGUCGAACAGUUGGAGAAAUACAAGAUCCAGCGGGAAUUGAUUAUCCAGAAGGAGCGGGAGAUUGAUGCCUUUGGCGAUGCCGCCCAUUCGCUGCUCAACAACUGCGGGGCAGAUCGCUUGAAAACUCUGACCACACAGAUCACGAAUCGUUAUCAAUUGCUGCAGGUGCUGAGCAAGGAAGUGGUCAAUCGUUGGUCGAAUCUCGUGGAUGAUCAUCAGUUCUAUCAGGACAAGUACAAUGAGGUUGAUCUGUGGCUGCAGCCGAUUGAAAAGCAAAUGGAGAAGGUGCUGCUCAAUGAUGAACAGGAGCAUAACAUUUUGCAGGUUCUCUUAUCCGAAAAGGAGCAGGCCGAGAGUCUCUUUGGUGCUUUGAAUGCUGCGGGUGAAAAGGCUUUGCCGGAGACAUCGACACAGGGCAGAGAGAAGAUCCGCAAGGAUUUGCGUGACAUACGCGAUCGUUGGGACAAACUGGACGAGGGCAUACGCAAUCUGGAGAAGCGCCAAGAGGCCCAGACCGUUCAAUUGUCCAGCUAUCAGGAUAUUCUCAAUCAAACUGUCAACUGGCUGGAUCAGGUGGAAAAGCUGCUAAGCAAUGAGAACCCCUCGACGUGGACAAGCGCCCAGGAGAUACGCUCCAAGUUGUACAAGUACAAGGCCACCAAUCAGGACAUCAACUCACACAAACGCAUCGUGGAGGCUGUCAACGAAAAGGCAGCUGCCCUGCUGGGAAGCUCCGCCCCACCCAAUGCCGAUGACAUAGCCCACGCGGUGACUGUGGUGAACAAACGCUACGAGCAGGUGGGACAGCAGUGUGCCCAGCUGGUCGCCGAUCUGGAUGCGGCCUUCGAGGUGUACCAACAGUUUAGUGAAUUGCAAAAGGCCCAGCAGGACUACCAGAAGAAUCUCUGGGAUCGUCUCACUGGCUACUCCGACUACUCCGGCAACAAGGCGGCACUGCAGGCGCGUCUGCAGAAGAUCAAUGAGAUUCAGGACGCCCUGCCCGAGGGUGUGGCCAAGCUGAAAUCUCUGGAGGAACACAUUCAGGCCAAUGCCACGAAUAUACCGCCACGUUCCAAGGAGGCCAUGGCCAGGGAUUUGGGCAAUCUGCAUGCAGAUUUUGAAAAGUUUGGCGCGUCUCUGAGUGAUGUCAAGAGUGGCCUGGAGAACCGACUGCAGCAGUGGAACGAUUACGAAAUCAACUUGGAUCGUCUCAUCAAUUGGUUGGGAGAGGCUGAGAAUGCACUCAAGAACUACAACCUCAAGAACUCAUUCGAUGAGAAGGAGGAGCAACUGACACGCUUCCAAUCUUUGGCUCAGAGCUUGCGUCAAAACGAAUCCGACUUUGACAAGAUGAAGGACGACACCUCAGAGCUGGUGCAGAGCUCCGGCGAGACAAGGAUUGCUGUGAAUGUGCAGCAGGUAUCCUCACGUUUCCAGUCCAUUCAAGCAACAGCCAAGGAGAUCCUGAAGAAGUGCGAGCAAGCUGUCCAGGAUCACGGCCAUUUCAAUGAUAAAUACAAACAGUGUGCGAAUUGGUUGGCCCAGGCCCAAGGACGCUACGACGACUGCUGUGAUUUGUCGUCCGUUGGAUCCCGCGAUGACCUGCUAAAGAAACAAAUGGUCAUCCAGGAACUGCUGGCCCAACAGCCCACGGCUACGCAGCUGCUGAACAGCACUGUGGAGCUGGGUGAAAAGUGUUAUGGCUCAACGGCCACCGAGGGUCGCGAGGCCAUUCGCAGCCAGUUGGAUGAUCUGACAUUCGAUCAGCUGUUCGACAACAUUGCCAUUACGGCCAGGAAAAUCCAGGAUAAGAUUGCCAAAUGGUCAGGGUUCGAUGAGAUUGCCGACAGCCUGAAGUCAUGGCUGGAGGAGACAGAGAGCGCUUUGCCCGCUGAACUCGAACUGAAGACCACGCUCGAUGAAAAGCGCACUAAACUACAGACCUACAGGGAUGUGCUCAAUGACAUUAACAACCAUCAAGUGGAGCUGGGAAAUCUGCAAGAGAUUGCCGCAAAUUUGCCAGAGAAAACGGAGCAUGUUGACGGGAUCCUCAAGGAUAUUGCCGAACGCUUUGGAAAGCUACAGAAGCGCGGCCAAUCCUUUGUGGAGCGUUACGAGGGUAUUGUUAGUGCCCAUCAGCAAUACUCGAAGGCGGUGAUGGAUGCCCAGGAGUUUAUUGAUGCCACCCUCAAUACGGUGCACUAUUGGGGGGAUUUGGACCUCGAACAGAUCUCCCUGCACACGAAUCUGGAUCGCUUGAAGAACCUGAAGGCCAGUCUGGCCGAUGAGUUCCCGCGAGUGGAUCAAGUGCGUGCUUUGGGCGAGAAGGUCAUCCCCGGUACCGUGGAUGUGGGACAAGUAAACAUCAAGUCACAGAUCGAUACAACGCAACAGGAAUGGGAGGGUCUUCUGGCGGCUAUUGAGUCGACCAUCGAAGGAAUUGAAUCGCGUCUGCAGCACUGGUCGGAGUACGAACAGUUGAGGGAUCAGUGUCUCGCUUGGAUACGGGAUACCGACAACAAUCUCCAUGCCAUUGAUCUGAAGGAGGAUCUGCCCAAGAAGCGCACACAGCUGGAUGCUCUGAAGGCACUCCAAGGCGAUGUGAGAGCCAAGGAGCUGGAGGUGGAUAAUGUCACAGAGAAGGCACAGACCCUGCUAAAGGGCCACCGCUCUGCGGGUCCCGAAUUGGUCGCGAAAUAUCAGCAGAUCUUCCACAAGGUCAAAGAACUGAACAAUCGCUGGCAGCAAUAUGUGUCCACGCACGAGGACUUUGAUAAUUCCAUCAACGAUUGCACCUCUUGGAUCAACGACAUCAAGGAGAAGCUCGACUACUGCUCGGACAUGUCGUCCAUGAGCCAAAAAGAGUUGGACAAGAAAUUGGCCACCAUUCAGGAUGUCAUCCUGCUCAAGGACGAGGGCUCUGCGCGUGUCCUGAAGAUCCUAGAGCAGGCCCAGCACGUGCUGGCCAAUACAGCGCCUGGCGGACAUGAGGCCAUCAACAGGGAUCUCACCGAUCUGCAGGAUCUUUGGUCGGGCAUUGCCUUGCGCAUAAUGGAUGUGAAAUCGAAUCUGGAUGACUCGAUCACCCAAUGGUCGGGCUUCCUCGAUCAAGUGCAGAAUGUGCGCAAGUUCAAUGAGUGGCUGGAGGCUCUCCUGAAGGAGUUGCUGGAAAAUCAAACGACAAUGACGGAAAAGCGAGCACAGCUGGAUCGCGUAAAGUCCACGGAGGAGAAGGUGCGCGUGGAGAAGAUCGAUGUGGAUGCAUUGAAGAUUCAAGCCAAGGAAAUGAUUGCCAGCGGGCAGCAAAGCCAAGCCGCCUACCAAGCCCAGAAAGUGUUGGACAACUUCGAUGAGCUGUUUGGCAAGACACAGAAACUGCUGUCGGAUCGCCAGGAUCAGUACAGGGAUCAUCGUUUGUUCAAGGAGGCCUACGAUGAUUUGGUUAGCUGGAUAGGUCGUGCCAGGGAGAAGUUCCCUGCCCUCAAGCAGAGUAGCCUCAGCGACAAGCUGGCCAUUGAGAAUGCUGUCCAGGCCACAGAGGCGCUGCUCAACAAGCAGGCCCAAGGUGAGCUGCUGGUCGAGCAUCUGGUGCACACCGGAGAGGUGGUGCUGGCGAGCACCUCCACGCAGGGACAGGAGAUCAUCAGGAAUGAUAUACGCGCCCUGCGCGACAGCUUUGAGAGUCUGUUCCGUGAGAUCAAUCAGCAGAAGGAGAACCUGGAGGUCACCAUGGUGCAGUGGCGUGCCUACAAAGAGGAGUACGAGCGCCUCAUGGAGUGGCUGCAGCAGAUUGAUAUUCUAGUCAAGAAUCACAAGCUCAAUCUGUGCCCCAAUCUGCAGGAUAAGGAGAAACAAGUGGCAGACAUGAAGGAGGUGAUGUCGCGACUGGAGAAGGGCAAGGAAGACAUUGAUCGUUUCAAUGCUUCGGCUGCCAGUCUUCUCAAGUCCCAUCUGGAUACUUAUGUGAACAAUCAGCUGCGUCACCUGAGCUCUGUCUAUCAGGUGCAGGUGAAUCUGGCCAAGGAUGUGCUGAAGAAGGUGGAAACAAACCGAGAUCAGCAUCGCGAAUACGAUUGCAAUAUGCGUUCGGCCAAGGACUGGAUUGCCCAUGCCAAGACGGCCAUUCAAUCCGCCGGCGAUGGUGCUGGCUCCAAGGAGGCGCUGCAGCGACGUCUCGAGCAGAUUCAGGACCUCAUCCGUAACCGCGAAGUGGGUCAAAAUCUGGUCCACACAGCCAUCAAUAAUGGUGAAAAGAUUAUACGCAACACGCGCUCGGAUGGCAGGGAUGCGAUCAACAGCGAGAUGAAGGAACUGCAAACGGAAUGGGAUCGGCUGGUGAAGAAAAUGUCCAAUGCCAAGGUCCAGCUGGAGACGAAUCUGCUGCAGUGGGCGGACUACAGCUCCAGCUACACACAGCUGCAGCAGUGGAUCACCGACAGGGAGGCGAAGCUCCAGCAAGCCUGCGAGCAAAAGAUUGUCAAAUCGAAGCGUGGACAACCAGGCCUCAGCAGUGGGUUGAGUGAGCGCAAGGCAAAUCUGCGGCAGACCAACAACAUUGUCCAGGAUAUUGUGUCCUUUGAGCCGAUGAUACAGUCAGUGGCGUCCAAGGCCUCGGACCUGCAGCAAGGCGCCCCAGCCACAGAGAUCUCCGACAAGUACGAGAAUCUCACAAAGCAGGCCAAGGAUCUGUAUGAGAAGCAGAAGACAACCAUCGAGAGCUACCAGUCGCUGAUCGAUGCCGGCAAUGACUUUGCCACUUGGCUGCGCAAUGCCAAGGAGCGUCUAAGCAAGUGCUCCGAGCCGACAGGCGACAAGCAGGCGCUCGCCGAGAAGACCCACCAGCUGAAGAUCCUGCAGGGCGAAGUGCCCGAGGGUGCCCAGAAGCUAAAGAAUGCCCUGGAGCAGGGGGAGAUAGCCUGCCGCAGUGCGGAGCCCGAGGAUUGUGAGAUCAUUGAGCAGGAGGUGGCGCUACUGCAAGAGGAGUUCGAUGCGUACGUCGAGGCCUUGAACAAGGCCAAGGACUACCUGGAGGUGGGCAUUGUCAAGUGGUCGGACUACCAGGAUCAGUACACGGAAGCCCUCGAGUGGCUAAGCAAAACGGAGGCUCUGGUGCAGUCGUACAACAAGCUGCAGGACAGCCUCACACAAAAGAAGGUCGUCCUGGAACAGUUCCAGGGACACUUGCAGACCCUCUUCGACUGGCAGAAGACCCUCGAUCAUUUGAACAUGAAGGCCCAAGUGCUGCUGGAGACGUGCUCCGACACGCGCAUCAGCAACGCCAUCAUGCAGCUGACGACGAAAUAUAAUGCGCUGCUGACCCUGGCCAAGGAGGUGAUGCGCCGCCUGGAGAUGCACUACCAGGAGCAUCAGCAGCAUCAUUCGCUCUACGAGGAGUGCCAGUCGUGGAUCGAGAACACACGCGAGAAGCUAGCCGACUGCGAGCACAUACCCAGCACACUGAAUGAGGUACAAAUCAAACUGAAUACCGUCAAGAAUCUCCGGCAGGGCUUCGAGACGGGUCAGAACAAGCUGCGGUAUCUGAUGGAACUGAAGGAGAAGGUCAUCAUGAACACGGAACAGAAUGGUGCAGCCAAGAUCCAAGAGGACACCGAGGCACUCAAGCAGGACUUUGACAAGCUGCUGGUGGAUCUCAACGAUGUGCGCCAGAAGCUGGCCAAUCGUUUGGCCCAGCUGGAGGAGAUCUUCAAGCUGUACAAGAUCCUUGUCGAGUGGCUGGACGAGGCAGAGCCCAGUGUCAAAGCCAGCGAUGAGUAUCUCAAUGAUUUGAGCGAGAAGCGCGCGGCCCUCGAGAAGUUCCGCGUCAUCCAGCGGGAUAUCAAUGGCCACAAUGACAUUGUAGAGAAAAUCAAUCUGCGCUUGCGCGAGGACAAUAGCCUGGAUGCCAACGACUUCCAGCCGGGUCUCAGCAAAUUUGAGUAUCUUCAGGCGGAGGUCAACAAGAUCAUAGAGUCGCUGGAGAACCAGGUGAACAGCCACGACAAGUACAAGCAGGCCUACAACGAGCUGCAGGAUUGGCUGCGUCGCACUCGCAUCGAUGUCGAGCAGUGCGCCGACUGUCACGGCGAAAAGGAUCAGGUGGAGAGUCGUCUCAAUCGUUUGGGUGACAUACAGGCCACCUCUCUGGAGGGUAAAUCCCUGCUGGAUGCCUGCGAGGAGCUCAGUCGCGCGGUCAUUGCCACCAGCGGCCGUGAGGGUCAGGACAAUGUGGCCCAGGAGAUCAAACACUUGAAUGCCGAAUGGGAGACCCUCCAGGCAAUGUCGCGUGAUGCGCGCAGCAGUCUGGAGACCUGCCUCAACGCCUGGCAGACCUUCCUGCAGAAGUUCAACAAAAUCAAUCUGUGGAUCGAGACGAUGGGCAAGCGCGUGACCAAAUCCCAGGAAGCCGAUAACAAAACCACCGAAGUUUUGGUCAAUGCCAAGAAAUUGCUCGAGGAAGUGCUGGCCGAGAAGGACAAUGUCGAGGAUUUGAAUGACAAUUGUGAGCUCUUGAUGGAGCAGAGUGCCUGCACACGGAUACGCGAUCAAACCAUCGAAACGCAGGCCAAUUACACAAAACUCUUGACUUCUGCCCAGGGGCUGGUGGCCAAGAUCGAGAAGAAUCUGUCGGAUCACACGGAGUUCCUCAACUACAAGAAGGAAAUGGAUGGUUGGAUAGAGAAGGCGCAGCAAGUGCUCAACGAUUGCGGCACCGAUGGUGAUGCCUCCAUUAUUGCACAGAAAUUGGACACAGUUAAUUCGCUGGCCUCCCGUCUGCCCGAGGGUCAGCAUUUGUUGGCCUUGGUGCAGGAUGCCUACUCAAAGGCCUCCAACAUCACGCCCGAGGACAAGCAGGAAAAACUGCGCGAACUGAUGACCAAAGUGCGCGAGGACUGGGAUGCUUUGGGUCUGGAUGUCAAGCAGAAGUUGAGCGACCUGAAGCAAGCCCAGAACCGUUGGAGCGACUUUGCGGCCAACAAGGACCGAAUCGACAAGUGGCUAAGCGAGACAGAGAAGACGCUGAAGGCGGCGCCGGAGACUAAGGGAGAGCUGAGCGAAAUGAAGACGCUGCUGGAGCGCUACAAGACGCUGGGCAAUGAGCUGAAGCAGAAGGGCAACGAUCUCGAGCAGCUGCAGUCGGAGGCCCGAGACUUGGGCACAGAAGUAGAUGCCGUCAAUCGCUUGCAGUCGCGUUGCGAUAAGUUGAAGAACGAUUGCUCGUCGCACAUUAGGGCCCUCGAGCAGGAGAUGAUCGACUACAAUGCGUACCAUCAGAGCUUGCAGGAUGUGGAGAAGUGGCUGCUGCAGAUCUCCUUCCAGCUGAUGGCCCACAAUUCGCUGUUCAUCUCGAAUCGCGAACAAACCCAGGAGCAGAUCAAACAGCACGAGGCAUUGCUGUCCGAGAUCCAGAAGUAUCAAACCAAUCUGGAUGACCUCAAUGCCAAGGGCCAGGCGCAGAUCAAACGCUAUGAAUCCACCACGCCAGCCAUCCGUCCCACAGUUGAGUCACAGCUGAAAAACAUUCAGGACAGCUACAACUCCCUGCUGCAGACCUCAGUGCAGAAAAACCGCCUGCUCGAAUCGCUGGCAAAGUUCCAAGAAUACGAGGACACUCUCGACAGCAUCAUGCGCAAUCUGGAGACCUACGAGCCCAUCAUUCAGACCGAACUGGAUGCCCCAGCGACCAGCCUGGAACUGGCCCAGAAUCAACUCAGAUGCGCCCAGGAAAUGCAGCACAAGUUAAACAACGAAAAGGCACGUCUAGCAGCCGCCGUGCAGGCCUGUGAAGCGGCCACUGCCUCGAUAAGUCGUCCCAGCUCUCCGCUGGAGACGGCCAUGCAGGCCAUACCCGAGCGUGAAUUGAUUGUGCGCGCAAAGCUUGAAGAUCUGCUGGAUCAGCAACCGCCGCAAAAGACUCGGAGCUCAACCGACGAUAUUGAUGAUGAUGAAGAUGAUGUUGAGAUCCAAGUUGAGCUCAGCGAUGUCCAUGAGGCGCGUUUGGAUCCGAUUGCACAUGAGCGUGUCAGCAACUAUCGCCGCAUAGUUCGCCUGCAUAGCGCACAUGUGAGCAAGUUGCAAGAACUCGUCGCCAAGGUGCAAUCCCAUUUGGGUGGUUUGACUGCAUCCGUUGGCGAAUUGGAGCAACAGCAGAAGCAGCGCGCCGAGCUGCAGGAUUGGGUUAAGAAGCAACAGAGCUCCGUAUCCGACUGGUCAAUGCGUCCCAGCAAACUCCGUCCCGAGGCGGCACAACAGGAACUGGUGGCCAUGAAUGAUCUAUUGAAUUCCAUUGGCGAUAAACGUUCCCAAUUGAUGCUGGAAAUGACUGGUUCAUUGGGCGAUGAGGACACAGAUUUGGAUGACAACAUUGACAAGCUCGAGUCGGAGCUCAUGGAUGCCAUUGCCAAGAAGCAGGCGGGCCAGAAUGUCAUCGAUGGCUAUCGCCAGGGCAUGCAGGAUGUCCAAAAUUGGUUCGACACUCUCAUCAAGCGCAUGGAUGUCCUUGAUCGCGGCUCUGGGCUGAAUUGUGCCCAGAAGACUGCCGCCAUUAAUGAGAUUAAAAACGAGUACGAGCUCCAGGGUCACCCCAAGAUCCAGGAGCUCAAGGGCAAGGCCGCGCAGGUGGCUGAGGUUAUCAGCAAUCUGGAUGGGCAGCAGGUGGAAGAGCAAAUGAAAUCCCUGGAUCGUCGCUUUGCCGAUCUUGGCAAGCGAAUCGAUCGCAAGGCCCAGCUGCUGGAUGUCACCAACAAGGGUGUGGAUGGAGCCAAGGGCGAGAUUGAUCAGCUCCAGAAUUGGGUGAAGCAACAGAUCGACGAGCUGCAGGCACCCACUCCGCUGGGCUACACGCCCAAGGAUGCCGAGGCGCGUCAGCAGAAGAUCAAGAGCCUGAUGAAGGAUGCCGAGGCAAAGCAAUCCCUGGCCGAUGUUCUCGAGAAGCGCAUUGCCAACAUGCAGCCGGAAUUGGAGCCAGCAGAGUACUCUCAGCUGGAGUCUGCUUUGCGGAAUCUCAACUCGGAGAAUCGUAAUCUGUCGGGCGUGCUAAAGGCCGAACUGGAUCGCGCCCUGGAGGCCAGCAAGGCACGAAAGGCUUUGGAGAACGAUCUGGACAAGGCGCGUCAAUGGCUCAAGACAAAGAUAUCGGAGGUGCGCAAGCUGCCCGUCUAUCAUCCACUGACCUCUGCAGAGAUUGAGAAGAAACUGCAGGAGAACAAAAAGUACGACGAUGAUGCCAAACAGUUCAACGACAGCGUUCUCAGCGAUGUGCAACGUCAAGCGGCAAACAUCAUGAAGGAUUGCGAUGAUGCGGACAAGGCUGCCCUGCAGCAGAUCCUCGACGAAAUAGCCGCCGACUAUCAGACGCUGAAGGAUGAGGGCAACAAGAGAGGCAAAUCUUUGGAUGAUCUGCUCCAGGGGCGCAAGGCCUUCGAGGACUCAAUGAAGAAAAUGGGCGACUGGCUGAACGAAAUGGAAACGGCCACUGAGGGUGAGCUAAGAACCACCAGUCUGCCUGUCCUCGAAGAGCAGCUGGCGCACUACAAGAAGCUGCUGCAGAAUGCCGAGAACAUGGGCGGCCUCUGCAACGAUGUGUCCGAGCAGGGCAAGAGUAUUGUGCCUACGCUCAGCAAUGCGGAUAAGCUGAAGCUCAAUGAUGACAUUAAGAACAUGAAGGAUCGCUAUGGACGUGUCAAGAACACCAUCGACGAUAGGGUUAAUGCCUUGGGCGACCACAUCAAGAAGUACAAGGAUGCCAAGAGUCGGUUGGCCGAUUGCAGCCAGUUCUUGGGCACCAUUCAGCAGCGUAUGCGUGAGCUGAACCGUCCGAUUGGCUCCAGGAUUGAGGAUGUCCAGGAUCUGUUGGGUGCCUAUGAGGGUAUACUCAAGGAACUCAAGGACAGCAAGAGCAAGAUGGGCGACAUGCAGAUCGAUGAUCUGCCUGAAUUGCAGAGCAUUUUGGCCCAACAGGAUGAUAUGAUCAAACUGAUUGAAGAUCAAUUGGCCCAUCUCCGGCAGCUGCUGCUGCUGCGCGAACAGUUUAUUGCUUUGAUCAAUGAGAUCAUUGCCUUUAUCAUGAAGUACACCGAUGUGAUCAUUGACAUUGAGAACUCCCCCGACAGCCUCGAGGACAAGAUCAACAAGUAUGAUGAUGUGAUAGUCAAGAUUCAAGAGUGCGAGGGUGUCCUGGCCUCGGCCAAUGACAAGGGCCAGAAGAUCGCCUCUGAGGGCAAUGCUGCGGACAAGAACAGCAUCACCGAGCAGCUGCAAUCACUGAAAAACCAACUGCAGAAUCUCCGCAAGGCAGUGGAAUCGCAGCGACAGAAGCAUCAGCUUCAGCUGGAGUCCCACAAGAAAAUGGGCGCUGAGCUCAGCGAGAUACUCGACUGGCUGCACAGCCAUGAGGGCGCGGCCAAGAGCCGUCCUCUGCUCGAUCGCGAUCCCGAGUCGGUGGAGCGCGAGCUGCAAAAGCACCAGAGCCUCAGUCAGGACAUUGAUGCCCAUCUGAACAAAUUCAACAAAAUCAACGAUGGCGUCAAGACGGAAAUCGGAAUGCCCAGCUCUCUGCUGGAAAUGCUUUCGGAGGGUCGUUCCCUGGUAGCCUCCCUGCCGCACGAGCUGGAGGAGCGCGAGAAGUAUCUGAAGAACAACCGCGACUCCCGCCUGGAGUACAUGCAACUGGUGGCCAAGUUCAACGACUGGGUUCACGAGGCUGAGCUGCGGCUGCAGAACAGCCAGCAUGGCAUCGACUAUGAGCAUUUGGUCCAUGACCUGGACGAGCACAAGAUCUUCUUUGGCAACGAGGCACCCAUCCGCAAUUUGGUGCACAAGCAGAUUCAAGAGGCCGCCGACAAGAUCUGGUCGUCUCUCAACAACUACGAACAGUCGGAGCUGUCCUCCGAAUUGGCUCAGUUCCAGAACAAACUAACCAACACCCUGGCCAAUGCCAAGACCCAGCAGAGCGAACUGGAGCAGGAGGCCGAACGCUGGCGCGAAUAUCAGCAAUCUAUUGAUCGCGUCAAGGCCACCAUUGAGCGCACCAAAUUCAGCGAUGAACCCGUACAGAAUCUGGCCGGAGUGCACUUUAACAUACAGAAGCUGUCGCAUGCCAUUGGAAAUGUUCAGAGUCAAAGCAGCGACCUUUCUUUGGUGAACCAACAAUCGCAGGCCCUCAUACGCCAGGCGGACGCACGCAAUCGUCAAUUGAUUGAGAAGGAUAACGGUGACCUGAAUCGCUUGUGGCAGGAACUGGUACGCAGUCUCGAACAGCGUCGCGAUAAUCUGCAACAGUUGGCCGAGCAUUGGGAUAGCUUCGAGAACAGCUUGCACGGCUGGGAGAAGGCAUUAGGUCGACUAGAGGAUAAGUUCCGCAAUGUCGAUCCAACUGUAAGAUCCCGACGUCAUUUGGAAGAAACAAAGAAUGCCAUUCAGGAAUUACUUGAAGAAUCAAAUCAACUUAAAUCAUCACAUAAAGAAAUCGAGACUCUCUCAAAAUCCAUCCUCACAUUCCUUGGGGAAGUACACAAACCCUCGGCGGAGGCCAUACAGGCCAAAGUGGAUAAGUUAGUUCAACAGCAGGCCAAAUUGAACGACACGCUACGCGAGAAGGAGCAACAGGUUAGCCAGGAUCUCGACGAGAUCGAGCAAGUCUUCCGUCGCAUUUCGCAGCUGCAGGACAAGUUGAACGCCUUGAACGAUCAACUGCAAUCGAUACACGUCUACGACGAGCACAUUGCCCAAACAGAACAGGCCCUGAUCACUCUCAACAGCCAAGUGCAGCAGGCGGCCGAGGAGAGUCGUUUGCUGGUUAGCCAGACAACGGCCAAAUAUCAGGCCAAGCAGAAUCUACUGCCCAACGACAUUGCCCAAGAGUUUACAGCUCUUGAGCUGCUUUCGGAACGUGUACAGGUGACGAUGGAGACCAAAGAGAAGGAUUUCAAGCGUGCCAAGACCGUGCGCACCGAGUAUGUGGCCGGUGUGGAUGAGAUCCAGCGCUGGCUGCUGCAGGCCGAAGUGCAGGUGCAGGAGCGCACUCUCAGUCCGACACAGAUGAAGGAGCUGCUGCAGCGCAUCAAUCAUGAGAUCACCGCCAUCUACGAACGCUUCACCCUGGUCAAGACCAACGGUCAGCUGAUUAUCGAGAAUUGUCGCAACAGUGAGGAGAAGACACUGGUGCAGACGACCAUCGAUCAGUUGGCCGCAUCCCUGGCCCAAGUACGUGGCUGGUUGGACGAGAAGAAGCAGGCGGUGGGCGAUAGCCUGGAUGCUUGGACGAGAUUCAUGAACCUGUAUCAAAUUGUCAUGUCCUGGGCGGCCGAGAAGCGUACGUUUAUCGAUCAGUCGAUUGACUUGCGCACCCUGCCCGAGGCCAGGAACAAACUGAACGACUAUGUGGCGGCUGUGAAGAGUAUUAAACCGAUUGUCAAGCAUUUGAGCGAAAUGGACAAGGAACUGGAACACAUUGGCCAAGUGACGACUGUGGGCGAUCUCAAGGACAAACUGCAGGAGGCCGAGGAUGCGAAGAUAGCCGUGGAAGCGGUGCUGCUGGAGAGGAACUCUCUGCUGCAAGAGGCCUGCGAGGAAUGGGAUCAAUGUGAACGCAAAAUCAAGGAUAUACGUGCAUGGCACGAGAAGACCAAACAGGGUCUGGACUCGUCGCAGCAGCAGAAGAAACCGCUGCGCGAUCAGCUCGGAUUCUGCGAGAAGACACUGGCCGACAUAAAUGUGCAAAAAACAAAACUGAGACUGUCUAUCGAGAAGCUGGAGGUUCACUUCCGCAAUGGCAUGGGUGGUGAUCCACGCCUCAGCGAGAAUGUUGACGAUCUGGUGCGCGUGCUCGAUGGCUUGGGUGAAUUGGUGAAAGCCAAGUCCCAGAGCCUCGAGCAAACGCUGGCCCAGAUCGAUGUCUACCAGCAGCAGAUGCAAACGCUGCGGCAGCGCAUCAUCCAGGAGGAGCAACAGCUGCGUCUGGUGAUGGCGCCCACGUACUUGCCACACGAUCGUGAGCGAGCAUUAGCCGAUCAACAGGAGACAUUUGACCAAGAUCUUGAUGAGCUGCUACAAUCGCUGUCAAGCGUCGAGGAUGGCAUCGCAAACAUGAACCAGAGCAGCCUGGAGGGCAUGCUACAGGGACUAAAGCUAAUCCAAAAGAAUCUGGAAGUACACGAAAGGGACGCCCGCCAGCUGAAAGAACAGGCUAAGACUUUGCCCACGGAUCCGGGAACUGAACGCAUACUAAACGAGACUGUAGAUCGAAUUGAUUUGCUACUGCGUCGCACCCAACAAGGCAUCACCAUGAUAGCCAAUGCUAUGCAUGGCCAGAAGAAGCGGCAGCAGGACAUUGACCAGUACCAGCAGCAUUUGCUGGAGCUGGAGCGAUGGAUCAACGAGGUGUCCGCCGAGCUGGCGUCCUUUGAGACCACACCGGACAGCAGCACCGAUGAGCAGGUGCUCAAGUCACAGGUGGAACGCAGCCAGCAAUUGUUGCGCACUCUCAAGGAUCGCCAGCAGUCCAUGGACGAUCUGCUGGAACAGACGCGACAACUGCAAUCGCAGCCCGAUGUGGCGCCCCUGGCCAAUACACUGAUGGAGCAACUGCAGAGCAUUUUAAUCAUACUCCGCGAACAGAUCACAGUGGCCACCACACGGAUUUUCACCAUCGAGAAGCGCAUUGUGGAUCUGCGUAAGGCCAAGAGCGAAGAGGCACAGCGACAGCGAGUGCAGGCCGAUGCCAUGAUACAGCCCCCGAGCCAGACUGAACCACACGAAUCGAUAGAGUCCAAUGAGAACACAAUUGAUUCGACCUCAAUGCCCGAAGAGGAGGUUAAAGCACCCAGUGGCGGGGUAUAUGUAGAGACGCAAACUUCGCUGAGCUUGCAGCAGCAGCAACCGCCGGCGGCACCCAUUCAGGUGGCAACCACCACUGUUGAGGCACAGACCAGCUUCACAGAGGCACCACCCCUGGUGGUGGUGGAAACCGCUGAGGUGGCACAGCAAACGCAAAAGGAGCGUACACCCACAGAGAACAUUGUGGUGACGCAAACGAUUCAGGAUGGCCAGGCCACCAUACAGAUUGACACGACCCUGAAUAAGGAUAUACCCGACAGCCCCGAAGAUGUGCAGAUUGAGGCGCGCUACCAUCAGCGUCCCCAAGGCGAUGUGGAUCGUGCCACUGAGCUGAUCCUGAAGAAUGUACCACAGGCAUUUGAGACGACAUUUGUGGAGCCAGAUGAUACCACCACUGAGGUGAUUGUCGGACCCGAUGGCACCAAGCACAUUGUCCUGAAAAAGGUCACGCGUACGCGCCAGCAGGUUGUGCAGCAGCAACAGAUCAGCUCCAUAGAGACUGUCAGCGACUCGGAUGGCAACAUUGAAGUGCAUUCGACGGGACAGAUCAAUCUGGAGAAUGUGCAGACAACAGACACCAGUGUGGAUCCACAGGAGGGAAGCUCUCGCACCGUUGUCACACACCAGUCGCGGGGCGCUCUUGUAGAUGCCACCCAACCCGAAGCGGUAACCGUUCAGGAGUUUGAGACAGAGCCAACCAUUGAGACGUACGAGGAGAUUGUGAGUGGUCCGGGUGGAGAAGAACACUUGCUUGGCGUUGGCGUUGGCGGCACCAGCACCAUUCGUGCUGUUGUGCAGCAGGUGACCCGCAAGGUGAUCCGCAAGACGCGGAAGAUAAUCAAGCGAGUGGUGAUCAUCGAUGGGAAGGAGCACAUUACCGAGGAGGUGAUUGAGGAGCCCGAAGAGAUUGAGAUAACCGAAGAGGAGACGGCGCCGCAUGUCAAUGUGAAUAUUGUGCGUACAAUCAAUGGGAAAGUGGUCACCGAGGAGGAGUUCCAAAGAAUGCUGCAAGAGCCGGGCGUGAUCAUUGAAGAAGUUGCUGCUGAAUCGCCGCAACAGGUAUUUGAUAUUGAGUCUACCCACGUCACCUCCACCACAGAAACAGUAAUCACACCACAAGAACAAGAACAAGUACAGAUACAGCAAGAAUCAGAACAGAAACAAAAGCCAGAACAACAGACAACACCAACAGAAACAAAGAUCAAAGAAUCAGCACCAGUAGAGUUGCCAGCACCUUCUCAAGUAGAUGUUGCAGAAACAUUAGAUGUUGCCAGUACCACUACUACAUCCAUCAGUACCGUUAAUGUUGCAGCAACAGAUGUAGCCAGCCCAGCGGAUGUUGCAGAAAUCACUACAGAACCUGUGGUGGAAGACAUCCACGAAAUUUGGCCAAUGGAACAUCAUUUGAAGGCCACCAACAUUGACUUUUCACAACACACUGAGGAACUAGCACCAGCAGCAACAAUCACUACAGAAAUCAGAGAAGAAUCCAUGCCCGUGGAAACCAUUUGGCCCACAAGCCCAGAGACGGGCAACUCUCUAACGCUGGAUAAUUAUGAAUUUGAGCCACAAUCACCCUUAGAAAAGAUAGAACUUGAGACUGAGACAAAGCCUGAAACAGAACCAGAGACUAAACCACAAACGGAGACAGAGACCCAGCCAGAGACCAAGCCAGAGCCCGUCACCACUGGCAGUAUUGAAAUUACUAAGACCAUCACCACAGUGACCAGCCUAAGGGACGAGCCCCAAGAAUCCCCUGUAGAAGUUCUGCCUGAAACGGAGCAAGAAGUUCCAAAAGCAAAGACUGAUAUUGAGAGUUUCCUGGAAGCUGAAAAGACUUUGGCAGGAGCCCUGAAGGAACAUCAGCCUGCUCCUGCCAGCAUUCAGGUUGUAGAAGUGCAAUCAGAGAUAGUUCUUCCUGAAGCUCUUGAAAAGGAACCCGCUAAAGUAGAAGCACCUGCAGAACCUACCAUAGAAGUCACAGAGGUAACGAUACGCCAGCCUCAACAGCAGCCAGCGGAAGUUGUCAGCGUGGAAGUCACACUGCAAGAGCCAGCACCAGUUCAGCCAACGGUUGACGCACCGAAAAAGGAGACUGACCUGCGUGUGGCCACCCAACUGUUUAUCUCUGGGGACGCUGCCGCUUCAACGGGCCCACAAAAGUCCUUCCAGAUUACGGCACCAUCCGUUGAGGAUAAUGGCGAUGGUGUGCUGAAGGUUGUGAUGCCAAAGGGCAACGAGGAAGAGUCUGCUGCUGCCACGACCACCAACGUGACCAUGACCAUCAUUGAGACGGUGGCUCCUGCUGCCGACGCCAAGCGGCGUCGAAAGAAAAAGAAGAGAAGAGACACAAAGCCGGAGGAAGAUCUUCCAGAACAAAAAUCAGAAACCGAGCCAGAGGCAGCUGUUUCCGAGAAGGAGGAGCCAGAGCCAAUCCCUGUGGCGGACAAAGUGCGCCACGAAUCGAUUGUGGAGAUCAGUGCCGAGAGCGAUGUGUCCAGCAUGGACAUUGACACGCCUCAAGACUCGGUGAAGAUUGUCGAAGAUGCAGUCGUCUCCUCGCCCUCAGAGUCUCCACGUGCGCCACACGUAGAGCUGGUGAUACCCACAGAAAUUGUAGAACUUUCAGUGGUCGAGGAUGAGGAACAGCAGACGACGCCACGUGCCACAACGCCUGUAGAAGUCGCCGCAAAGAUCGAGCAGGACAUCAAGUCCGUGCAGACAUCGCCGCAGCAUCAACCGACAUUAGAUGAGAUUUCAGUGCAGACGAGUCUGGAGCUACAACCCGACAACCAGGAGAUGGAAUCGCAGACGCUGAUCAUUGAGAUUGCCGAGACAGAGGCGCAGACAACGCCACGCGGCGAUGAGCGGAUUGUGGAGGUAUCCACCACCGAAAUGCAAACGGAAGUCAGUGGCCAGCCAGCGGAAACGGUUGAGAUCUCCAGUCAAACGACUGUGACGACAACCAUUGAAAAGGAGCUGCAGACAACGCCUAGGGAAUCGCCGCGUCAGCAAGAGCCAGGCAGUGAUGAUGUUGUGCCAUCGCUUGUCCAAGAUUUGGUCAAGGAGAUGACCAUCGAUCUGCCAGUGCCCACCACAGAGCAGUCCACGUUCACCGAAACCACAACGACCACAGAGACGCAUGUGCAGACCAACACACCCGAACCCUCAGAAUUUGUGGCCGUUGCCGUGAAGCCAGAGACUGUAAAUGAGGCAACCACAACGCUGGAACUGGUGCAAGUAGCAGACGGUGAGGCGCAGACAACGACACCGCGUGAAGUGGAACCACAGCAGCAACAACCCAUAUCAUUGGAUGAAUCCAACUCCACUUCCAUUUCGGAACCAUACGAACUGGAGGUGAAGACCACAGUGGCGAUACCAGCCGACUCGGAUGCUGGCUCUCUGGCCGAGCCCACGGUCUACGAGUACACGCAGACCAUGGAGCUGCCCAAGCCAGAGAAGCGCUCCAAGAAGGACAAGAAAAAGAAGCAAAAGAAGGAGCAGCAGCAGCCAGAGGAGCCACAGAUCAGUGUCACUGUGGAAAUAGCACCCGAACUGCUGUCCGAAUCGGGCAUUGUUGUGUCCACCAAUCAGCAGAUCGAGGAGGUGCCACAUGUGGCACCAGCAGAGAUUGAAGCCCCAGCGGAAGUGGAGCCGACGAAGCCGCAACCGCAAAGAGUUCAGCUGCAGAUCACCACAACGAGGGUCUACGAUGAGUAUCCCGAUCUGCCAGUGCACAUUAUCGAGCAGAACAAGAUGAGCAUUGCAGAGCAGAGCAGUCGAACGACUCGCAGUGGAGCGGGACCAACGUCGUCGGUGACCAUCGAAGAGGUUUCCUCGCCCACAGAAGAGCUGGUGGUGGUGCCCAUCACCCCUGGGCCCGACAAUCUCAACGAGCAGCAGAGUAGCAUUUGGUUCCAGCCAAAGACAGUCAGUUCCCAGGAUCCCUCCCAGGCGCUGAUCAUGAGCGAGAGCCUGCAGCAUUAUCCCGGACAACAGAAGCAGAAGGCCAACAUCCUGGUGGAGACCAUUGGGGAUCGCAUCAAGCACUUGAAGCAGGCGACACCCCAGCAACAGCCAACAACGACAACGCCACUGAGCAAUGUCCUCCACUUGGCCACACUUUCGGAGCAGAUCAAGGAGCUGCCCACGGAGCAGCGUCUGCAGGAGGUCAACGAGGGUCUGAGGGACCUAGAUGCGGCGCUGCACAGCGGCGACAAGACGAUCAUCCAGACGACAGUCAUCACGGUCAUUGAGAAGGUGUCCACGUGGCUGGAGACGAUCGAAUAUCGCGUUUAUCUCAUCAGACAGAACUCGAACGAGGGACCCUCCAAGGAGAAGCUGGACAACUACAACCAGCUGAACGAGGAGCUGCACACGAUCAAGCAGAAUGUGAACCAACUGGAGAGGCAGCUGUCAAAGACAGAGGAGCCCGAGCUGCACCAGUGCGUGGACACGCUGAAGGAGCAUGUCGAGGCCGUGGAGCAGGUGACGCAACAGAAUCAGGCGCAGGACAGCAACGAUCUGGACAAGUGGCACAGCUUUGAGACGCUGCUGAAUGAUGUGUCCAGCGUUUUGGUGCAACUGCAGCAGCGCUACGAGCUGGUGGCCAAUCAGGAUUAUCCGCUAUCCGACAAACUCUCGCACUUGGACGAACUGGAGCAGGAGCAUGAGCAGGCACAGCAGCAGCUGGGUCACCUAUUGCAGAAUGCACGCGCCUUCCAGCGCGAUUUCCCCGGCAAGAAGAUGCCACAAGAUGUGCACGAUGCCUUCGAGACGAGCAAGAACAUUGGCAACAACAUCCAGGCGGAACGGGAGCGUCUGCUCCAGCUGCAAUCCCUGGCGGAGGAGUACGAACAGACGCUCAAGGAGUUCACCAACAUCACGGUGCUCGCCGACAAGCUGGUCGAGUGCCCCAUUGUGUCCAGUUCUUUGGAGCAGCUGAACAACGAGGUGCAGAAGCAGCGCAAGUUCUUUGUGAAUCUCAGCCACUGCCGCGCCAUGCUGGAGUCCCUCGAGGAGAACAUUGACACGGAGACGCGUGAGAAGCACUCGGAACUGCACAAGGAGCUCUACAACCGAGCCACUCAGCUGCUGGACAAGGCCUCCGAACGCUCCUCGAAGCUCGUGCAGGCCGCCUCCCGCUGGACCGUCUUGGAGAAGGGAAUGCGCGACGAGUUGCAGUGGCUGCAGGUGGCCCAGCAGCGUGUUCCCGAUCUUUCGGCCGUGACAUCUGCAGACUACGAUCAGUACACGACGCUCUACCAGUCGCUGAGCAACGACAUCUCCCAUCAUUAUGUGAAGAUGACGCAGCUCUCGGGCAUAGCCAACAAGCUGCAGCAACUGGUGCAGGCGCCCAAUCUGGUGGAGGAAACCAACGAGGCGCUGAUUGUGCUGCUGAAGCUGCGCGAAGAGGUGGCUCUGUAUCUGCACCGCCUGCUGGUCUUCAAGGAGAUCUGGGUGCAGUACGAGCAACAGACCGACAAGCUGGAGGCCUUUGUGCGCGAGGCAGAGCAGGAGCUGCGCCACAUACAGAUACCCGCACAGCCCACCCAUCAGCCCAUCGAGCAUAUGCGUCAGUUCUGGGAAAUCAAGGCACGCUUUGAGCUGCACAACAAUGUGCGCAACGAUGCUGGCCACAGCUUUGAGAAAUCUCUGCAGGUUAUUCCUCUGGCGGAUGAGAUGCUGCAGCGGCAGUUCCAUGCCCAGCUGGACGAUCGCUGGCAGGCCGUGGCCCAGGCCAUCGAACAGAUCCAACACAAUAUUGUCGAGUGCCUGUCCUCAGAGGAGAUGCCAGCGGCAGAGAAGCUGAAGCUGGUGGAACGUGAGCUGCAGGAGAUCUACCUGACAAUGACCAGCAUGAAGGGUGUCAUCAAGAACGAGGAGGAGCUCUGCCUCUACAUCGAACGCGUCCAGGUGCUGCGCACUCGCGUGGGCUUCAUUGGCAACGAGCUGGGACGCAUUGGACUGCAAGAGCCGGCCGCCAUUGAGCCCGAGAAGAUUGGCGAGCUGUUUGCCCUCUCGCACAAGAUAACCACACAGAUAGCCGAGGAGCUGGAGGGUGCCUCCGUGCUGCGCGAUCAGCUGCAGGCCAUCCAGGAGGGCAUCAGCAACCAGCGCAAGCAUCAGGCCAAGAUCUCUGUCAUUCUGGAUGAAUGCGAGGCGGCCGAGCGCCAGGGUGCCGAUGUCCUCGAGAAGGCCGUCACCGACUGUCAGAAUGUGGGCGAGGAGCUCGUCGCCAGCUGGCAGGAGAUCAUGCGCAUCCGCCAGAUGCUCCACACCCUGCCCAUGCGCCUCAAGAUGUCCGUGUCGCCGGUGAAGCUCGAGCGGGACAUUUCCCAACUGCAAGACGAUCACGCCUUCCUCGAGAGCAAGUGCACCAACAUCAUGGCCAUACUACGCAAUCGCCUGGCCAUGUGGCUACGCUACGAACGUCAGCUGGAGCUCGUCCAUGGCUCCGUACAGGAGACUGACUUUAUGAUGGAACUGAUUCGAGUGCACGGACAAGUGGACUACGUGCGACUCAGGAAAGCCACUGAAAGAUUAGAGGGACUCGCCGGCGAUCUACACAACCGCGAAGAACUCAUCGAUGAGCUUAAGGGCGCCGCCAAGCCGCUGAUCGAGAGCUGUGAUGUCCAAAUUGUCGAACAAAUCGAAUCGGCUGUGCAGGAUGCGGUAGUUGCCUGGAAUGACACCACCGAGAAUCUGCAGCAGCUGUGCACACGCUACCAGCGAGCCGUUGAACUCUGGGAUAAAUAUCGCAACGCUUCGGCGGCCGUUCAAAGUUCCAUUGACCAGCAAAUGGAUACGGUCAAGUCCUUGGAGCAGCCCUUGGAUGCCCUACAACAUGCCAAGGCCUGUCAAGAUAAUUUGACCACACAAAAUGAUAGGCUCUUGGAACUGCGUGAUAUUGUGGCCAAAAUAGCCGCCGAUGUGGGUCUCGAUGCUUCGGCACUGAUGCAGGGCGAAUUGGAUGCGUUGGGUCAACGUUUGACCGAAUGCAAAGAUGCCAUUACCACAUUGGCCAAUGUGGCCGAAACGCAGGACAAGGAGCGCAAAGAGCUGGACAAGGAGGUGACACAGGCCAAGUUUUACUUCAACAAUGUGCAGCAGGACAUAUCACGCGAGGCGCCGCAAACGCCCAGGGAGAGCGAGGAGCAGUUGGCCGCGCUGCGUGCCCAUCUGCAGACUCUGGCCCGCACGGAGGAGCAGCUGCGGCAGUUGCGUGAGCGACAGCAGCAGAGCAACGAAGUGGCGCCCACAAGUGUCGCCGAUGAUGGGAUACUCGAGGUGCUGGCCCUGUGGCAGAAGAUAUUCCAGGACACGUUCCAGGAGUACCAUCGCCUGUCCACGCGGCUGGCCCGCAGCCAGAACAGCUCCGAGGCACUGCGCCUGUGGCGUCAGUAUCUGCAGCAUGUGCAGUCCUUCCUCUCCUGUGCCAUACCCGAGGACUACAGCAGUCUGCGCGAGCAGCAGCAGCUGUGCGCCAUCCACCAGAACCUCUUGAUCUCCCAGCAGAGCGUGCUGGCAGAGACGCCACUCGAGUCGGAGCUCUCGGAGCAGUACAAGGCGCUGACCAAUCUGCACAACGAAACGCUGUCGCGGAUCAUGCAGCGCAACGGGGAACUGGAGCGUCGUGUGAGCGGCUGGAAUGCCUACCGCCAGCAGCUGGCGGCCCUGCUCGACUGGCUGCGACAACGCGAGGCGGAGCGCAACAAUCUUCAGCUUCGCUACAUCCACCUGAAGCGUGUGCCGCACCUGAAGAGCCGCCUGGAUGGUCUGCUGCAUCAGCUGGACCAGGGCGAGCAGCAGAGCAAGUCCCUGCAGGAGCAGCAGCAACAGUUGUCGCGCCACUGCGACGAGGCUCUGGCCACCGCCAUGCGCAUGGAGCAGGCCAGCAUCGGGCAGCGCAUCAACAAUCUGCGCGCCGCCCUCGAAACCUGGCAGGGAUUCCUGCACCGCAUCAGCCAGCUCUCGGAGACCUACGAGCAGCGUGUGCUGCAGCUGCAAAAGGAGUUUGGAGCAGCCCAGAAGCUGCUGGACAGCAGCAGCGAACCGCUGCCCACCCAGCCAGCGGCCAUUGAGCAGCUGCUGCAGGCACUGCGGGCACAGCGUGUCCAGUUGGGCGCACAAGUGCCGGCGCUGGAGAGCCUCACGGUCACCCAGGAGGAGCUGAAGGAGUGCGUUAGUCCGCACGACAUGAAGACCAUUCGCCAGCGCAAUUGGCUGCUGUGGCAGCAGCACGCGGACCUCGACUACCAGCUGGCAAGUCUCAUCAACAGCAUUGACGAGCGGCUGUCCCUGCAAUCCAACUACCAAGUCCGCUACGGACGCAUCUCCCAGUGGCUGCAGCGACUCGAGCAGCGCGUCGAACGCGAUGCCGAUGUCUCGGCCAUGGCCAAUCCGGAGCAGGCAGCCAAGCAGCUGGAGCAGCAAGUCAACGCCGAGCUGCAGUUGCGCGACAAGGAGCGCGAAUGGCUGCUCUCCACGAGCCGAGAGCUGCUCUCGCUGUACGCCGAGGAGCCCGAGGUGCGGGCCCAGGUGCAGCAGCAGAGCGAUGCCCUCAUCGAUCGCUGGCAGCGACUCAAGUACCUGUGCAAGCAGCGGGCCACGAAGAUCGGCGAGCUGAAGAUGACGCUGCUGCGGCUGGAGGAGCGGAUAGCGCUCAUCCGAGCGUGGCUCUUUGAGGUGGAGUCGCAGCUGGACAAACCGCUCAGCUUCGACAGCUACACCCCGAACGUGAUCGAGGCCAAGCUGAAGGAGCACGAGCAGAUCCAGCGAUCCAUCGAGCACCACAGCAGCAAUGUUGGCGAGGUCCUGAACCUCGUGGAGAUGCUGCUGAACGAUGCCGACAGCUGGCGCACUCAGGUGAACACCUCCGGCCUGGCAUCCUCCGCCCAAAAUCUCGAGCAGCGCUGGAAGAACGUCUGCAGUCAGUCGGCGGAGCGUAAGCAGCGCAUUCUCAGCAUUUGGAACCUGCUGCAGAGUUUGAUCAAGCAAACGGCCGAACACAAGAACUGGCUGGGCAAGCAGGAAACCCAACUGGCGGGCUACGAACGCGAGCACAAGUCCAGCGGCAAGCAGAAGCUGGAGGAGCGCCAGAAGGAGCUGCGCUCCAAGCUGGAUGAACUCGACAGUCAGUCGGUGAAUCUGCGGCAUCUGGAACAGACGUACGCCAAGCUGACGAUGGCCACGGGUGUGGAUCCCGAGAACAUACAGAAACUCACGCUGCCCACCAAGGUGAUGCUGAGCAAGUGGCGCCAACUGACGCCACGCUGCCAUGCCCUGCUCGAUGCCAUUGACAAGGAUGCCAAGGUGCUGCGAGAGUUCCAUGCCGCCCAGCAGGAGGCCACUCAAUCCCUGACAGCCAUACAGAAGGCGCUCGAGCAACUGCCCAGCCCAACAGCUGAGGCUGAGCCCAAGGCGGUGCUGCAGCGUUUGGAGAACCUCGAGCGCAAGCUGCAGGAUGCCCAAAAGCAUGUCCAGCAAGCGGAUGCCUUGGCCCAGGAUGCCAAGACACGAUCCAAGCAGCAGCAGCCACAACUGAAGCAAAUGCUCGAACUGAUAACCGUCUACACCACACUCUGGCAGACAGUUCAGACGCGCAUCGUCACCCUGAAGACCAGCUGGCUGGCCAGAGCGGCUCAAAGUGCUGCCGUGGCAGUCAGCGAGGCGGCCAAUGCAGCCGUUCAGGUGAACACGCUGUCCCAGCGGAAGAUGCGCCAGGCACAGCAGAUGCAUCGCGAGACCUCCAUCACUGCCAAGGAUGCGUACAUCAUGGAGCUGCAGACGGCCAUUGCCGAGUGCCAGAACAAUCUGGACGAGCUGCAGCGUACGAUUGUGGACAAGACACGCAAGCCGGGCCCACAGAAGAUAGCCAAGCUGCUGGGCAACGCCCAGUCCUCAACGGAACUAGUCAAGCAUCUCAGCAAUCUGCUGCUAACCGAAUGCCAGGCCGACAGCCAGGCUGCCCAGUCGGAAACCGUCUCAGAGCUCACGUUGCGCUUUGCAACACUGCAGUCGCAGUGGAAGGCGCGACAGCAGCACGAUCAGAAUGCAAGCGAGGUCGGCCGUCUAACGUGUCCGCUCUGCACGCAACGAAACUGGCAGCAGAUCGACAACGAUCUGUGGCGCCUGGAGCAGUGGCUGCAGUUCGCCGAGAGCACACAAAAGGCUCAAACGGCACCACCGUCCAACAUUGAGCUGCUGGAGGAUGUGACACAGGAUCAUCGCGAGUUCCUGCUGGAUCUGGAGAGUCACAAGUCGAUCAUUUCGUCCCUGAAUGUGGUCGGUGAUCAUCUGGCCACCCACACCCUGGACACGGAGAAGGCCCGCCAGCUGCGCUCUCGCCUCGAUGCGGAUAACGAGCGCUGGAACAAUGUCUGCAUCAAUGCCACCAAAUGGCAGGCUCUGCUGCAGACCGCCCUCAUGGGCAACAGUGAGUUCCAUCAGACCAUCGAUGAGCUGGUCGAUUGGUUGCAGCGCACCGAGCAGAACAUCAAAGCCUCCGAGCCCGUGGAUCUCACCGAGGAGCGUUCGGUCCUUGAGACCAAGUUCAAGAAAUUCAAAGAUCUGCGCGCCGAAUUGGAACGCUGUGAGCCGCGUGUCGUGAGUCUACAGGAUGCCGCCGAUCAGCUACUCCGCUCUGUCGAAGGCUCUGAGGAACAGUCCCAACAUACCUACGAAAGAACCCUUUCCAGAUUGACCGAUCUCCGUCUGCGUCUGCAAUCGCUGCGUCGUCUCUCCGGCAUUUACAUUGUCAAGCUGGGCGCAGUGCUCGGCUACGAGGGCGACAAUCUUGGUGUGCCGCUGCACAUGUUGUCGAGUGAGCUUUUGGAUAAUACUACAUUAUCAACCUCUUCUAUGCAGGCCGCCGCACCAAACACAGAAAAUGCAAACAACACCGAUGGCGAUGCUGUCGAUGGCGAUGUCAUCAAUACCACGGUGCUGGCACGCGGUGCUCGCUUCCUAGGCCGCGUUGCCCGUGCCUCCCUGCCCAUACAGGCGCUCAUGCUGUUGCUUUUAGGUGUGGCAACACUGGUGCCCCACGGUGAGGACUAUACGUGCAUGUUCUCGAACACAUUUGCACGGAGUCUGGAGCCAAUGUUGUCGUAUCCCCAUGGACCGCCGCCAACGUAAACCCCCUCAAAAAUGUCAAACAAAAAGGAAAGAAUAAGCUGUCGAGUUGCUAUUGGAUAAGUGCAAGAAACAAGAACAUAAACUAAACAAAUAUAUAACAGAAUAAUCCCUUAAUUAACAAAUGCCUUUAUAAGAAAUUUCCUGUUUAAAAAUAUUUGGAAUUAUGACAAAUUUCACAUUUUGACCGUUUAGUAUGUUUUGUAUAGCUAAAGGCAUUCAAUUAAAAUUAAAACACAAAUCUGUAACUGUAUUGUACAUAAUGAUUAUAACGACCUACUCGUAUACCCCCAAAACAAAUCAAAACAAAACAAAACCCUAGACUCGACGAGCAUAAACACAAAAAAACACUUGAAAGAAUGAGAAACUAUAUUCAACAAACUAACGACAAAGUAACGAAACACUUUUGUAAAACGAUAUAUACAUUAUACAUACAUAUAUAUUUGCACAGCAAACAAUUUAUAUAUUCAUAUAUAUAUACGAUCCCAGAACUAUAAAGAAACCCCAACAUUUUGUAUAUAAAAUAACUAAGCUAAAACGAAAUCAAAAUACGCACACGAAAAUUUUACUCAUAAGCGCACGCUCCCUUCAUCCAUAGAGCAAUUGCAGCAGCAGCGGAAGGUGGACAUGGUCUUUGCGAAUCUCGUGGAACAUUUUUGCACUAACCCAUGGCCACUAGCCGCUGCUGUUGCCAUCAGUCGGCCACGAAACUGAACAA